This is a messenger RNA of Styela clava, 1960 nucleotides long. RefSeq names its product protein rolling stone-like. The record is from RefSeq and is a predicted model, not a curated record. Gene Ontology annotation, cellular component: membrane. Lineage: Eukaryota; Metazoa; Chordata; Ascidiacea; Stolidobranchia; Styelidae.
ACAGACAGUAUCUGGAGAAUUUUACGUUUAUAUUUAUUGCUAUAGCAGAGAUAUCGUUAGAAGAUUAUUGGACAGUGUAGUAAUCGUUGUUUAAAUCACUACCGAGAGUAAUACUAGGUAGGUUGCCUUGAAAUAGUGCGAGCAGAAAGAUACUUCAAUGUUGUAUAUUUCACCAGUAUGUCCAAAAUAUGAAAUGAACUGUAAUUUUGUCACAUUCAGAUUUAUAUAUAUCGUUCUUUAUGUGGUGUUUCCUAUCCGAGGCUAUAGACAAAUAAUACUUCUCGAGUGGUAUCUUCUUCAAUUGAAUAUAUAUAUGCAAAUUCUAAAUCGUAUUUCGUCACCAUAUAUCGAUAAUUAGUUUUAUUUCCAGCGAUCAAUGCGUUAUGCUGUAUUUAACUGGUAGAUGUCCAUACCUUGCAUGGCUUGAGCAAUUCGCGUGACUCAUCUUGCCGGAACUACAUAACUGUCACAUACGCGCACACGAAAGAGUCACGAUACUCUAUUAACUUAUCGAGCUAAUGCACGAAUAGAUAAAGAGUUUUUAUAUAGACGUGCAUUUCACCAAUCCUUAUUAACGAGGUUUUACUGUAGUGAAACACUAAUGAUUUCGAUAGGGUAUUUGCUUUAUGUAGAUUUGGUCAGUUUUUCUGGGUAGAAUAGUUGAUAUAUUUAAAUGCCCUUUUUUAAGUUUGCAGAUCAAGUCAGUUAGAGACAAAUUUCACGCUUAACUGAUUCAGAUUUUAAACCGAAAUGGCCACAAGCUGUGGUUACGAAUUUCAACUCAAACAUUUUGCGUUUGCAGAUGUUUCUGCGUCGGAUUUCUAUGUUUCACAAUGGUUCAACUCUAAAAUUCUGUUCGUUCUGUAUCGUGCCUUCAUGUUUCUCUACUGCCUGAUUUGGUCGAUCAAUACAACAAUUAUUCUUGUAGAAGCAUACCCAAUCUACGUUGCGUAUUUGUCUAACUGGGCGGAAUGGACACUAGUUGUACAUUUUCUUCUUGCUCUUCUAGUGGCAAUCUAUGGUUUGUUCUCACAAUCAAGAGACUCGACGUCAACUGAAAUUGGAUGCUGCCCAGGAAACCGAUGCAACAAUGGUGAUGUUCGUUGGUUUCAUCAUUUAACUUGGGUUGUACUUACGGCAACAGCUGGUGUCAACUUCAUUGUAACCAUUAUCUACUGGGCAUUUUUAUCUGGCAUACGUGUAGCCUCUGUGCCCGCAAACGUACACCAACACAUAAUGAAUUCCGUGUUAAUGAUUUUAGAUAUUUUCAUUUCACGAAUUCCAAUUCGCUUAUUUCAUUUUAUUUAUGUGUCCCUUUAUGGACUAACGUAUGUGCUUUUUACCGCAAUUCUACACGGAGCAGAUGUGAAAUCGGCUUUCUAUACAAAUCUUUUGGACUGGGAAAGUGCACCUGGUAUCAGUGCCGGUGUAUGUGUUGGGCUGAUCGUUGUAGGAUCACCCAUUAUACAUCUAGUUAGUUUUGGAUUUUACCAUCUACGGGCUUUCAUUGCGAGAAGUUGUGGUUGUUCUUCCACAAGUUCAGAGAAUAGCGGGGAGGACAAUCCUGGAUUUGAGAUGUCACACCCCAAAGAGGACGUUUAAAUGGAAAAACUACGAGUAUGGAAAAAAGAAUACACUAAUUUUUUGUCUUGUCGCAAUGUCAGAUUUUUGACUCGUGUUCAAACCUCUCAUUUUGAAUAUUGCCAUUUUGUUCAAAAAUUAUUAAAUUAAAAGUACAUUUAAGAAUACUCUUCGCGAAAGUAUAUUUCACUGGUUGUUAAAAUUAAUUGGUAUAAUUCUAAAACUGUCUACGUGGUGAAGGCUUCCUCUGAUAAGAGCAAUGUUUUUCCAACUGUUGAUAUAUGAAUAUCUAUAUGGUCUAAACUUUGUAAUUGUUAUCAAGUAGGUGUAAAUGAGAAGUAUACGAUUGUGUGGAGUAAUAAAACACCAGCUUCCAGUG